UCCGUGUGAAUGGAGUUUGAGGCACGUGCUCUCGCUUGUGCGGCCAAGACGGUAAGGUGUGAGGUUAGUGCCAUAGCACGUAAAGUUCUAUGGAAGAUAAUCAACACACAGGAUUCUUUUACAAAUUUUAAUCUUGUCAUUGACAAUAUAACCCCGCCAAAUUUCAAGAAUGGACACGUUGGCGCCGGGAAAUUUGACGGGUUCGCAGCGCGAAGAAUUGAUGCAGCAAGUGAAACAUCAAAUGGCAAUAGCCAAUGCCCAAGAAUUGCUCACGAGAAUUACGGAAAAAUGUUUUAAAAAGUGCAUAAGCAAGCCGGGCACCUCGCUGGACACUUCGGAGCAGAAAUGCAUAGCAAUGUGUAUGGAUCGAUACAUGGAUUCUUUUAAUCUCAUAUCAAAAACAUAUGGUGAACGAAUCCAAAGAGAACGCAAUAGACUGUAAAUAUAAAAAUUCAUGAAAAUAUAUUGUUAUUUGGUAUCCAGACUGUCAUUUAAUGGCACAAUCAAUGGAUCAUAUAGUGUUCAUUAGUUAUUACAGAUGUAUUUUUUUUUAUACGAAAUUCAUACAAAAAGUAUGAAGUUCAUAAACAGCGAAAUAUAAUACAUUAUCAUUAUUUUUCACAUGAGAAAUUGAAUAUAAUAUACUACUGUAAAUUAUGUACGAUACAAUUAAAAUACACUUGUAAUAUAAUAUGUCGCUAUCUAAGAUUAAAAAAAUACAGAAGCUGAAUUACUUUAUUAUAAAGUGUAUAAUUACAUAUUUUAUGUAGUAAUAAAAAUAUCUUUGUUAAUGCUAUCAAGAAAUACACACAAUGCCUAUCGUUAUAACAAUUGUAAUGGAACAAGCUAUCUUUAUAGGAGCGUAAAUUAAUGAAAAAAAAAAGUAGACAAUUGCAAAAGAGAAAAAUUUUUAUAAAAUAAAUAACAUAUACAUGUGUGUGUUGAAUACAUAUUAUUACAUCAUUACUUGAAAAUCAUAAAUAAGUAACAUAAGUAUUUUGUAAAACCCACAAUAUCCCACAGUAUUCUUAUAUAUUUUUGCAUUCUUUAUAAUUAUCUCAUACACACUAAAAGGCACGGUAUAGCUACCAAUAUUUCAACGUGGUUACAAAAUAAUUAUCUGCGACCAUGAUAUUAUAGAGAAGUACUGUAUAAAGCAGGUUAUUAUCAUUAUUAUUAAUACUUUGUUUGCAUGAAAUUUCAAACUGUGGAUUAUGAAUAACUAUGACUACAGUUACCUACUUAUCUAUCCCGAAAAUAUCGAGCCUGUCACUCCAUUAAAUGUGCAUUUAAACACCACUAUGUUUUAUAUACCUACAUACAUUUCUUGUAAUAAAAUUAUUACUUGAUUUAAUAUAUUAGUUGUGUGUAUCGGAUAUGUUCUUCUCGUAAAAGCUGCGUCAAACAACAGUGUACAUCAAAAGAAGAUAUUACUGAUCCCCAAGUGUAAAUAAAUACAGUCAAAAGCACAUUAUGGAAAGUAUUGCAAAUAGUUUGCAUGUUAAUAGCAUCUUCAAAAAUUUUAAUCAUAGUAUUUAAGCAGUUUUUAGAUAUCUAUGUUACAAACGAACGAUGGAAAAAAAAGGGAAAAAAAAGAAAAGAAAGAAAGAAAAAACAAGAAGAGAGAAAAAUAAAGAUGUACAAAAAAGAUAUGUAAGCAACAUAUAAUCUAAAUAUACUGUCGUCCUACAAUUAAACGAAGUCUUUAAGAGUCACAUAAAUAGAGAUGUCCGCGCAUACCCUGUAAUCAAUUCCAUUAAUUUUAAGAACUUCCUGCAUGUUGCUUCGAGAAUUCAAAUAAACCUCUGUAAUUGUUCUUGCAGUGAAUAUAUAAAAUGCUCCUUAAAUUACUCUCUUACAGUCUACGAGAAAUACUUAUAUGUAAACGUGCUUGCUAAUGGUAACAAUGCAACGACUAUCUUAGUAACAAUGGAAUGUAUCUAUCUUCUAGAUUAUACAGAGUAUAGGAAUGUUCAAAUGCAGUCCUGAAUCCCGUUCUUUGUAAAAUUGUGUAUCGAUAAUAGAAUGUAACCACGCUGAUUGGCCACAGGAAUACACCUGUUGGUUUGUUUUUUCUUUAAUAUAUAUUAUCGGGAUAAAUGGCAGUUCGAACUAAGUGAUUCCGUUACUGUGUAUGAGUAAUCGCUAUCAAAAUAAACAUUUAUCUCGCAACAUUUAUGUUGAACAUGACAAUUUAUAAAUAUAUAUAGUGUAGAGCAGUAAUAAUUAAAUACAGUAUUAUACAGGUAUGUAGUAAAAAAUGCUGCAAGUAUUUGAGCACAGUAUUUCUUUGAUAAUUCGUCAUUAACAUCUAAAUUGUUGUGACAAAUACUAUUCGGUUUUGCUGAAUUAAACGUUACCUAAAUGACGGAAUUUCUUCGUUCGAACCAGACAAUUUCUAAUAUCGAUAAUAUUAAUAGCCAUCAAUGAAAAUUCUUUUGUGUAAAGCUGGCUGUGGCUAUACAUUUUUUACAAAAAGAUUUUGAUUUGUCAAGCAUUUAAUUGAUCCACCUUGAGUUGUACUUCAUUAUUGCAUCUUAUAUGAGGAAGUCACAAAAUAUCCGCAUUAUAUGUUUUUCUUUCUUUUCAAUUGGAAUUGGAAUUAAUAUUCUAAUCUUUUUCGAAAAUUAAUAUUCUAAUCUAUAGCUUUCACUAAUUAUAAUUUCCUGCGAAUCAUAGAUGCAAGAAAAUAUAUAAGCACCUAACUUUUUUUUCUUUUUUCUUAGAUAAUGUUAACUCUCAUAAAUAAGUUUUUAGCUUCAAACACUUAGCACCAUUAUGUUCGAAAAAAUAAUUUGAUGGAUUUUUUAGGCAAUCCAUUUCUAGACGGACGAUUUCCUGAUAUUGUUAUAAUAUCAUAUCUUUAUAUAAAUGAGGUAAUGGACAAUGUUCAGUCAUAAAAUUAAGGACAAAGAUAUUUCAGUAAACACAAUAAAAUGCUAACAGAUUUCCUAAAAAA
This is a messenger RNA of Formica exsecta, 2959 nucleotides long. RefSeq names its product mitochondrial import inner membrane translocase subunit Tim13-like. The record is from RefSeq and is a predicted model, not a curated record. Bases 170 to 442 code for a protein of 90 amino acids. NCBI's taxonomy places the organism in Eukaryota, Metazoa, Arthropoda, Insecta, Hymenoptera, Formicidae. The transcript is spliced from 3 exons.